GUGAACCGCGGGAAACAGAGGAUUCAGUGUUAAAGGGAUGAAAGAGGGAUUGAGCCUCCGCUGCGGAGUCUGUGUGACUGUGUUGAGCGUUUGUCUCUCAGAGAGAGAGAUGCUGAAUGCACCAUGGAGCUGGAAGUUGCUGUUGGCUACCGAAAACAGACCAGGAUGGAGGACCAGGACAGGGUCAGUCAGGCCUCCAGCAGCGCAACAGUGUCCUUUCUGCCGAUAAGAGACAAGUGUCAUGAAAAAGUGCAGGCGUUUGGAAAGAGAUGUCAAGCGGCGAAGAGAGACCCUAACUGUCCUGUGGUGAUCAGAGGAUGGCUGUACAAGAGGGACAGCUCUGCACUGAAAUUGUGGAAAAGAAGAUGGUUUGUUCUCUCCAAUUACUGUCUGUAUUAUUAUAAAGACAGCCGAGAGGACUCUGUUCUGGGCAGUAUUCCUCUUCCCAGCUACAGGAUUCUCUACUGCUCCGCUAGAGAGUGCAGGAACCGGAAAUAUGCAUUCAAGGUGAGAGCCAAUGUCUUUUGGAGCUCCUGA
Molecule: messenger RNA, 537 nt
Organism: Cyprinus carpio (common carp)
Lineage: Eukaryota; Metazoa; Chordata; Actinopteri; Cypriniformes; Cyprinidae
Product: pleckstrin homology domain-containing family A member 4-like
Exons: 5
Coding region: 124-537 (137 amino acids)
Source: RefSeq, a predicted model, not a curated record